Molecule: messenger RNA, 862 nt
Organism: Callorhinus ursinus (northern fur seal)
Lineage: Eukaryota; Metazoa; Chordata; Mammalia; Carnivora; Otariidae
Source: RefSeq, a predicted model, not a curated record
UUCGGGUAAAAAUGGCUGAAUAUUUAGCUUCGAUAUUCGGGACUGAAAAGGACAAGGUUAACUGCUCUUUUUACUUUAAGAUCGGGGCCUGCCGGCACGGGGACCGGUGCUCCCGGCUUCACAACAAACCGACUUUCAGCCAGACCAUAGUGCUUCUCAACCUGUACCGGAAUCCACAGAACACCGCCCAAACCGCAGACGGAUCGCACUGUCACGUGAGCGACGUGGAGGUGCAAGAACACUAUGAUAACUUCUUCGAGGAGGUGUUCACGGAGCUGCAGGAGAAGUACGGGGAGAUUGAAGAGAUGAAUGUGUGCGACAACCUGGGGGAUCACCUCGUGGGCAAUGUCUAUGUCAAGUUUCGGCGGGAAGAGGAUGCAGAGCGGGCAGUGGCUGAACUCAAUAACCGCUGGUUCAACGGGCAGGCCGUGCAUGCUGAGCUCUCUCCUGUCACCGACUUCCGGGAGUCAUGCUGCCGGCAGUAUGAGAUGGGGGAAUGUACCCGCGGGGGCUUCUGCAACUUCAUGCACCUGCGGCCCAUCUCCCGGAACCUCCGACGUCAGCUGUAUGGGCGGGGACCCAGGCGCAGGUCGCCCCCGAGGUCCCAUACCGGCCACCGUCCCCGAGAAAGAAACCGACGACGUUCCCCAGACCACCGGCAUGGCCGCUUCUGAGACCCUGGCUCCCUUGAUCUCCACCCUUGACAGGCAUAAAUGUUCCUGGCCAGGACCCCUCCUGAAAGCUCCCUUAACCCCCCAGUGCCAUCUUCCCUAGGCUCCGGGGCUCCAUGAUGUAAAUCUGUUCAACACAGGGACCUUCUCUCACCACCCCUCCCCUAAUAAAGUUAUGUAUUGAGGGUUUA